AUGCCGCGAAACCAAGAGCUCGUUCAAGAUUCGAACAAAAAGACGGAUUACAAUCGCUUUGAAGAGCCAAACGUCAAGAAAAUUGAAAAAGAAGAUCUGGUGAGCUUAUUAGUCGAAAAAGUUUCUUAAGUCUUUCAAAAUCGCUCGUCUCCGACGAUAAGGUAAAAAGAAAAAUAAAAAAGCUGCUACUUCAAGGAGAGGGUUUCAAUCCAAGAAAAACUGCUUAAACUCUUCCUCUACAGUUAUUCCUUCUAAUUCUAGGUCGAGAUGUUAGUUCAGACUUUUUUCAGGCUAUUCAGGAUGGCAGCCAGAUUCUGGAAGAAGUCAGAAAGAGCACUGCUCAAAGAUGGGAAGCAAUGAAAGAAUCAACGAAGAACGACGACCGGCCGAAGCUGAAGGAGGCUGGCGAUAAGAUGCACGAGAGGCGGCAACUCGCCGCCGAGGAGCUGGUCCAGGUCGACCAUGGUGGUCAUCGGAUGGACGAGACAGGCGACAGGAUGCGCGACAUGCGAGAACACGCCGGCGACAUCGUCGACGCCACCAAGAAGUUCGUCGCAGCCAAGAUGGACCAAAUGAGGAACUGCUCUGCCCGAACUGUUCGUUUGUGAACUUUUCAAAUAUAUUUUCCAUUUUUCUCGCUCUUUUUUGCCACAUAUUUGUUCGAGCCUUUGAAGCCAAAAGCACUGAUGAGCAUGAGGGCGUUUAGAAAAAAAAAAACGCUCGUCUUCUCACUGUUUAUUCGACCAUAGAAUUUUUUUUUUUGCAGCUUCCAAGACUACGUGAUGGAGAAUUUAAAAAGUUAUAGGCUUUUAUCUGAAAUCUUGAAAAUUUUCAGAACCAGCAAGCCCACCCAGGCUCUGCCGAAACUCAUCAACUCAAUCGCACUCUUCACGGCUAUUAA
Molecule: messenger RNA, 901 nt
Organism: Caenorhabditis auriculariae
Lineage: Eukaryota; Metazoa; Nematoda; Chromadorea; Rhabditida; Rhabditidae
Source: the annotation of a GenBank genome assembly